Aspergillus udagawae is the source of this 1047-nucleotide messenger RNA. RefSeq lists its product as uncharacterized. NCBI's taxonomy places the organism in Eukaryota, Fungi, Ascomycota, Eurotiomycetes, Eurotiales, Aspergillaceae. The record is from RefSeq and is a predicted model, not a curated record. The transcript is spliced from 2 exons. Bases 1 to 1047 code for a protein of 348 amino acids.
AUGAACCCCAUCACUUGGUUUCUCGGUCUUAUUCAACACCUCUGGAAAUUCAUCUUCAAACAGCGUGACAAAAACCUCUACAGCCUAGACCAUGCAAUCCUCCACGUCCAGACUCCCCCGCCAAGCCUGUGGAUGAACAUGGGGUAUUGGAAGAAUGAAACCACCCUCGCGGGCGCCGCUCAAGCCCUUCUAGACCAAGUCCUCAUCGCUGCCGGUCUGGUGGACCCGUCUGGGCGACCGGUCCCUCACCCGCCGCAGCGCAGGUUCAACCUCCUGGACGUAGGCAUCGGCUGCGGCGACCAGUCGCUCCAUCUGCUUAACACAGCGCGACUCCCUCGAGUGGUCCCAGGUGAUGACCAUGAUGACAGCGCAACCGCCCGUCCACUGCCCCUGUUCGAUGCCUACGUCGGCGUCACCAUCGCCCCUGCACAGGCGGAGAUGGCACGGCAACGGGUUCGAUCGCAGCUGGAGGAGGCUGCUACCUCGCCGUCCAAAGCAGAGAUCUUCUGCGCCGAUGCCGCAGAUCCGUUCUCCUGGAGUAUCCAGAUGAAAGACGCCCUGCGCGGUAUGAUCGUCUCCUCCGAGGAGAACGGACUGUAUUCCGACAACUGGGUCCUGGCCCUCGACAUGUUGUACCAUCUGCGCCCGUCGAGGCGUCCACUGAUCAGCUACGCCUGCCGGGAUCUCCGCGCGUCGUUGAUGGCGUUUGACCUCCUACUGUCUGAGAACGCAUCGCUGUGGGAGCGGCUGAUGCUCCGGCUCGUGUGCAUGGUUACGGGCACGCCGUUCUCGAAUUUCCUGACCAGGGCCGAGUACGAGGAUCUGCUCGUCGGCGCCGGGUAUGGGCGCGACUGCGUGCAGAUGCGCGAUCUCUCGGACCAUGUCUUUGCGGGGCUGGCGGGUUUCAUUGCGCGCAAGGAUGAGGAACUGCGCCGGUUUGGGAUGACCGUGGGCAAGUUCCGGGGGGCAGGGGCUGUGUUUGGCUGGUGGGCCAGGAGUGGCGUGGUUCGGGGAACGGUGAUUAUUGCGAAGAGACAGGGUCUAUAG